AUGGUUGUCAGAAUUACACCAGCGAUCACCCCUGGGCUUUCACCGAAGCCAAUAGAGCCUCCUAAAACGGAAAAUCGUAACGAGAACCACAUGUCACAUUUCUCAAAGAAAGAGAUAACAUCGUUCGCAGACUUGCUUGCAAAUUUCCCGAUGAUCGCGAGACAAAUGCAGCCUGGUUUGGACAGAGUAUUUCGAGAGUUCGGCAAGGAGCUUGGAAAGCCAUUGCCGCCUCCUCCCUCUGUACUAUCUCCAGUCAUGUCGGAUAGUGAAGCAUAUGUUAACGAGACUGAGGAAACUGGAUCUUGGCGAAGUAGAUCACCUGGUAAGGGGUCGCACAUCAAUCAAGAAAGCCUUCCUUUCAACUCAUCAGAAUAUUUUGAGGAUGAUGAGGACCUUAUGAGACGAACUUUAGAAACUGCGGUAACAUCGGCGAUUGAUCUAUUUAGACUUGUCGAUAAACAACAACUCUCCUUACUGGGUGCGACAACGGAUCUUACCGGCCCGCUGGUUGAGCGUCUUAUCGAAAAGCAUGUGGCACAGCAAGUCCACGAUUCACUCUUAUUUCCGCGCCUUUGCGGUUAUCGCCAGGCGGAAGAUGCAGAGCUAGAUGCUCGUAUCCAUCAAAUGGAAAAUAUUGACAUUUCGCAGGUUGGAAUUGUUAUUGAGGGCGGUCGCCAAGGGAAACAGGAGAUACUCCGCCGCCUUGGAAGAGGCGUGGAUGAAUUUCGAAAAAUAGCCGACGCAAAAUGCCCUCAAGACAUGCUUGAGAUUUUGCUGGCAACCAUUAAACUUGUGACUGUAAUGGAAAAAUCCGAUGUUCGAAAUGGCGAGGAUUCGUACAGCCACUCCGAGAAACAAUCCUCUGUACUUGCAAUAAAUGCAGAUGUUUUAGUUUCAUUGUUACUUGUGGUUAUUAUCCGGUCACAGGUUCGGCAUCUCCAGGCUAGACUUUUGUACAUGCAGCAGUAUAUCUAUACUGAUGAUGUUGAAAGUGGUGAACUUGGAUAUGUUUUGAGUACAUUCGAAGCUGUAUUAACAUAUCUUUCGAAAGACUCCGGAGCCCUGAGGAGGGCGAGCGCCCGAAACAAACGGCUCUGGACGGCGACCAAAAAAGGAAGAGUCUCAGAUAUAAAGGCGAUAUUAGACCCGGAUAACUCUCAAGACACCCUAACUGGCCAUAAUUUUGAUGAAGACGAGUGUUCGAGCUUUUCUAAAGAUGAAGAAUCUGGCACGAUCUCUGAUCAUGCUGAUCAAGAGAUGUAUGUGAAUGGCAGCACUUCCAAUCCAUUGAACCAAAUAUCGCCCCUAUCCCCCGACACACCCUCAUUAGCCCACGUUUUUCCGUUUAUGAACUGGUCCAGAGUCUCCUCCUCAAAAGUAGAAGCCCCACCGCGGAAGAAAGUUUCUAUGGAUAUGCGGAGCCUUUCAGAGUCAUCGACGGUUUCAUACGUUUCUCGAACGACAGUUGGUUCAACGCCAAGUGCAUUGGAAGGAGAUACGUCCAUUGAAAACUUGACAAAGACCCAGGAUCCGGCAGGUGAUUCUGUGCCGAUGAUGGCAGUGGAAGCUCGGCAACCCCAGUCCCUUAAGUAUUUACUCAGUCGUCAAGACUACUACCCCCUCGACAGCAUAUUGGAGGAUACCAAUAGUGACGGAACGACGUUGCUGAGUGCCGCUGUGCAACUAGCACACACUGAACUGGUCGAUAUAAUUCUGGACUUCAUAUCCCAAGCUCGCGAUUCUCAGCUUCUAACUUCGUACUACGCCAAGGCAGAUCAAAGAGGCCGGACUCUCGCCCACUAUCUUUUCAGUGUUCCUACGCUCAUGUCUCGGUUGGAGUGUGCCCUUCCGUGGCGGCAAAGGGACAAAAAUGGCCAGACGCCACUUUUUGCCCUCUGUAGGUCCUAUGAUCAUCCCGAUUAUAACCCAAUGGUGCAUGAAGCAUUGACGAUUGCACAGAAGGCGCAAGGUGACGGGAAGCCUUUAAGGUUAGAGGAUCAUGUCGAUGGCAAAGGGAAUACUCUCUUGCAUGUCGUUAGUGAUCCACAGAUAGUUGUUAGGAUCCUCAAAGAAUGUGACUGUGACCCAAAUGCCACUAAUGACAAAAGAUUCACGCCGUUGAUGAUGGCAAGCAAAUACGGCCGUGUUGAUCUGGUACGGAUAUUUUUCGAGGACCCACGAGUUGACGUCAAUGUGCGUGAGAUGCGUGGUCUCACUGCAGUCGAGCUCGCGAAGGAUGACGAAGUCCGUAAUCGAAUCGACGAUUUAAUACUCUUUUCCAAUGCGUCCUCGGCCCGUGUUGAUUCUUCAGGACGAAUCACCACUGUUGUUCGUUCAUUGUUCAUUGAAGAUGCUAGUGUUCGUUUCAUCAUUAAAUCCGGCGCCCCCAAUCCUGAAAGGUCGCUCCAAAAGUCUUCUUCGCCAGGGAUUGUUACUUACACGAUAACAACCUGUCGCCGCAGCAUAAAAGACUUUGAAAACCUCAUUAAAUUCCUCAAAGUUGAGCACCCCGCAUCAUACAUCCCAGAACUGCCUCCCUUCCGCACUCCAUUUCAGAUCCCAUCAAGACCUUCCAGAGCGAUUCUCCACGAAGUUCAGGCGCGCUUAGACCUCUUUUUGAAAAUUCUAUUAGCCCACCCUACAUUUGCCACCCACGAAAUGAUUUGGGAGUUCUUCCUCGUCCCAGAAAUGCAAACCGAAAUGAUAGAAGAUAGAUCUCGUCGAAAAGCAGAAGCCCUUGCGGAGACAAUUGAAGACGACUACGAACCCAUGACCCAAGCAGAAAUUCGAGACGUCGAGCAAAUCGUUUCGCAUGCCCAGGAUGCAGUCCGCGCCCUUAGCGCCGCCACCCGCAGCCUACUUCGACGAGGCCACAUCCUCCAGCAUGCAUAUUCCGAUCUAGCGGAUUCUAUCAUCCUCUGCGCAUAUGCCCUCUCCUCGCUACAACCACCUUCCAAUUCCCUUCCAACUUCAUACGUCGAAACCUUCGCCCGCUACGCCGCCUGCAUCUCAACACCCUCCAUCGAUUCGUCCCCUCUAGUCCAAUUCCUCACUGCACUGACGUCGUCCCAAAGCACCACGACUGCAAUGCUUAAUGCACUCUCGCGGCCGGGAAAGCUCAUCUCCAAUCUCAACGCUGAAAUCCGUGGCCUGACGCGCGCCCACUCAUCCUUGGCGUCCUCAUCUCUCCCGCUUAAAUUCAACUUCCCAGGUCUUGAAGAAUCGCGACAAAAAUCCGUGCGCGAUCUAGAACAAAAAAUAUCAGCAUCGACAGCAGAAGCUGAACACCUGGAGAAAGAGAUAGCAUGGAAUAAGGAUGUUGUCGUGGGAGAGCUGGCUGGAUGGACUGCGUGGCGGGAAAAGAUUGGGAAAAACGCUAUUCGGGCGUUUGUGACAACCACAUUGGUCAGGGAGAAGGAGAGGGGGAGGGCUCUGGAGAGGUGUUUGAGGAGUGUUAAGGGUGGGAGCGGGAGAUUAUGA
Molecule: messenger RNA, 3480 nt
Organism: Histoplasma mississippiense
Lineage: Eukaryota; Fungi; Ascomycota; Eurotiomycetes; Onygenales; Ajellomycetaceae
Exons: 3
Coding region: 1-3480 (1159 amino acids)
Biological process (GO): early endosome to late endosome transport
Cellular component (GO): late endosome; tubular endosome; plasma membrane
Molecular function (GO): SNARE binding; guanyl-nucleotide exchange factor activity; phosphatidylinositol binding
Source: RefSeq, a predicted model, not a curated record